AUGUCUGCGUCCGCAUCCCAGAAAGACUCUUCAUCCUCCAAGUCACCUGCUUUUGACGGUUUUCCUUUUCCGGUGGUCGGCAGAACUUCUGAGGAAAACUCCAGCGGGGAGCAGCAGCCAACUGGAGUGAAAAAGAAGCCUUGCCGCGCUUGUACGGAUUUUAAAUCAUGGAUGAAGUCACAGAAGCAGCAGACGACAGCUGCUGUGCAGGAGUCCCAAGCGGAGCAAGAGCCAGAGUGUCCACUGGACAGGCAAGAGCUGGGACGUAACACUUGGUCCUUUUUGCACACCAUGGCUGCAUAUUAUCCCGAAAAACCAACUGUCAACCAGCAACAAGAGAUGGGCCAGUUCAUUAACCUCUUCUCCAAAUUCUUCCCCUGUGAUGAAUGUGCAGAAGACCUCAGGAACAGAUUAAAAACCAAUCAGCCAGACACCGGGAGCCGUCACGCUCUGUCCCAGUGGCUCUGUCGACUCCAUAACAACAUCAAUGUGCGUCUGGGCAAGCCUGAGUUUGAUUGCUCUCGAGUUGAUGAGCGAUGGAAGGAUGGAUGGAAAGAUGGUUCCUGUGACUGAGAGAAACCCUUGUACAACUUUUGAGUACCAACGCUGCCAGCUUUUGAACGAGAUCACAUGACAGGAUAUGAAUUAAUUUUUCAUGGAUUUUCCUCUUUUGCGCUCUACGAAUAUAUUUGUUCCCAUUAACAAAAUUAAGGGUACAAACUGUUCUGGACCAACACUAACACGGAAACAUUACGACUGUGACGGGAGACUGUAUUGAGUCUGGAUAUUUAUGCUUUGGUGUUUGUUUGGUGCAACGAAUUCCACAUUAAAGGUUUUUCCCCCCC
Hippocampus zosterae (dwarf seahorse) is the source of this 845-nucleotide messenger RNA. RefSeq names its product growth factor, augmenter of liver regeneration (ERV1 homolog, S. cerevisiae) (gene gfer). Gene Ontology annotation, molecular function: flavin adenine dinucleotide binding; flavin-dependent sulfhydryl oxidase activity. Gene Ontology annotation, cellular component: mitochondrion. Bases 1 to 573 code for a protein of 190 amino acids. Gene Ontology annotation, biological process: liver development. The transcript has 3 exons. The record is from RefSeq and is a predicted model, not a curated record. NCBI's taxonomy places the organism in Eukaryota, Metazoa, Chordata, Actinopteri, Syngnathiformes, Syngnathidae.